CCGGGCUUGGUGACUACGCUAGCCCGCCAGAUCGUCCCACACCUGCCACCAUCCCGUGGGUCAGCUGCCCCUGUGCCAGCCAGUAAUGCUGCCGCUGCUGCUGCUGCUACUGGUACCUGGAUUCCUGCGCAGCGCAGCCUCCUUGAAGUCACAUGUGCACCGGCGUGGACUCGUAGAACUGGCAGAAACCAUAAACUGUGUUGGCCCCCGUACUCCCCUGGCCUAUGUUAGCUAUGGCUGCUAUUGUGGCCUGGGUGGCCAGGGCCAACCCCUGGAUGCUAUUGACCGGUGCUGCCAUCGUCAUGACUGCUGCUACCAUCAUGCCAGGGAGGAGGCUGGCUGCAAGGCCAAGCUGGAACCUUACUCGUGGAAGUGCAACGAUCAGCACAUCGAAUGUGAACCAACAGAGGACAAAUGUCAAGAACUCUUAUGCAAGUGUGACCAGGAGAUUGCUUACUGCUUAGCCAAAACUGAGUACAAUUUCAAGUACCUCUUCUUUCCACGUUUCUUUUGUGGGCGGGACCCACUCAAGUGUGACUAACUUUCACUUGAAAUGUUCUUUUGCAUGAAAAUAAAACUCCUUUUCACUAAUCAAUAGCUAUAUUCAGUUCCUUGCAGCCGGGAACUGAGUUAAAAGUGUUGAAGCUGC
Molecule: messenger RNA, 649 nt
Organism: Pteronotus mesoamericanus
Lineage: Eukaryota; Metazoa; Chordata; Mammalia; Chiroptera; Mormoopidae
Product: group 10 secretory phospholipase A2-like
Exons: 4
Coding region: 86-541 (151 amino acids)
Biological process (GO): phospholipid metabolic process; arachidonate secretion; lipid catabolic process
Molecular function (GO): calcium ion binding; phospholipid binding
Source: RefSeq, a predicted model, not a curated record